This is a messenger RNA of Nymphaea colorata (pocket water lily), 3446 nucleotides long. RefSeq lists its product as uncharacterized. NCBI's taxonomy places the organism in Eukaryota, Viridiplantae, Streptophyta, Magnoliopsida, Nymphaeales, Nymphaeaceae. The record is from RefSeq and is a predicted model, not a curated record. The coding region runs from base 133 to 3234 and encodes 1033 amino acids. The transcript has 9 exons.
AUGGCCACCGUCGGGUGAAGGAGAGGUAGAGGGGAGCGAGGGUAGAACCGUAGAGGUCCCGUUGGUAGUGGUGGAUGGGAAGCGGCGGCGGUGGCUGUGUGCUCUUUCUCUUUGGGUAGCGGGCGGCGGUGCAUGGCUCUCUCCCUCUUGGACUCCACCUCCAAGCUUCUUCAGCAGUUGGAUCUCCUUGAUCGGGAACCCGUCCUUAGGAACAUGGAAGGUUUAAUGGCGGAUGAGUUGAUGGAUGUUCCAGAUACUCCUGACAGGUUGGAUGGGUUAGGGAAGACUGGCUGUGGAAGUGCUAGUUCUGUUAUUGAAAAAGUGGAUGAUGUGCGACAUGCUUGUCGAAAGGAUAACAAGAAAUUUAAGGAGGAAGUUCGAGCAAGCGUUAAUCCUAAUGCAGAAAAGGCCAGUUGUUUUUCAUUGUCGAAAGAGAUACCUCGUAGACGGAGGAGUAAUUGGAGUUCAAAAACAAAUGAGGGACGCUGGCCUUCUGUCUCAUUGGGAGAGGGGCAGGGACCUUCCUAUUAUCAACAUAAGAAUGCUGUAAACAAUAUAGAAGAUAACAUUGAGGCAGAGACUCUUGUACAUCAUGCUUGCACUUCAGAGGAUUUUGACAACUUGGAUCGUACUUUUCCAAUACCUGAGUCAGCUUGUAGUGAUAAUCUGUUCAGCAGGAAUAGUGGACAUGCAAAGAUUACGAUGGGUAAUGACCCUGAAUUUUGUUCUCGAUUUCAAAGCAAAGGAUCCAGGACUUUUAAUAGAAGAGGGAGACUUUCUUUGCAAAAUAAAAAAAUUUUGGAAGUUGAUACAGGUCCUCUGUUACUGUCUCACGGACAAACUAAUCAACAGCCGGCAGUGCCAGGUACCUCUUCUAAUCCUGAUGCUUCUUGUUUUAGUAAACCUCAAAGCAUGGGAUCUGGAUCCUCUUUAUGGAGUGCUGGUCCUGUUAGUGGAUCCAACCAAUCAGGUAAUUCCUUCGAUUCUAAAGUACAACACCAAGCAGACAAUAUAUUGCCUUCUGACAGCAAGGUAGAAGGUUUUGGCAAAGGAGAUACGGAUGGAUUAUCCACUGCAGGUUUUUGCAGGAAGAAUCAAUCUUCUUUUAAAUAUCCUGCUAUAAGCAGAGGAAGGUCAGCACUUGGUAAAUGCAAUUUUAAUAAUUCACAAGAAGCAUCUUCUGAUACGAUUUCUGCAAAAUUUAAUCCUAAAGAAAAUGAGAUCAGUAGUGGUGCUUCUGCUGCUCAUGGGAAAUCCGAUAUAAUACAUGACUUUGGACCACUUGAUAAUUUGACGGGAAGAAUAAAGAUAGAUUUAGAAUCAGCCUCCUCUAUAAGGUCGACACGAGAUGCGGAGGCUAAAAAGUAUCAGCUCUCUGGUCGGAUGGGCAGUUGGAAUUAUAAACUAGACAAUAUUGCACCUAAAGGAACAAAGGAUGAGAAAAAUCAAGAUGGCAUUGCCAGACAUAUUGAUCAUCGGACCGCUGAUAUGGACAGGAAAAGUUCUAAAGAUGUUAAAAAAACUGAACUGCACGGUGAGUCUCUUCCUCAUCAUAAAGUUAUUGAAGUAAGUUCUUUGCAUUCUACCAUUGUGCCCAGACAGACACGUGGUCGGAGGCUGGUACGAAAUGGAUGCAUCUCUCCUCUCAACAUUGCACGCAUGAAUAGAGUUUCCAGUGAUGGAAACAAAAAUGUCAUAGAAAACAUGCAAAGUGUUUCUGAAGACAUGGAUAUUCAUGAAAACAAUGCUAUCAAACAGAGUUCUGAAUUGCAGAAGGUUGAAAAAAAGAAAGGGAAAGAAGUAAUGAUUGAUAGUAUCAUGGUCGAUGCGUCUCCUGCUUCUGAAAGGCAUUUAGACAGAAAGGAAAUAGCUCUUUCCCAAGAGCCUACAGAUAAUUUGCGGAUGUGUGGCAUUCAUGAUGGAUUGAUGGAGGAUUCAUGGGAUUGGGGAGGUGCAAAUUGCUCAUCACAUGAAGUAUUGCUUUCACCUUCUGGGAAAAAGGAUGAAGUUAUCUUGGGCUCAUCCAAUGAUGCCCAUGAAAAGGUGCUUCAUGGAAGGGAGAAUUUGAACACAGUAGUGCAUCUUGAUAAUAGCUCUAAUGACACUUGUACUUCGGGACUUUCCGAAAGCAGAAUUGCUUUGCCUCCAGUUCAGGCAACCUCAACCACAUUAUUUGACACACAGCCAAAUAACGAAAGAAAAAGUCGCGGAGGGCGAAUAGUAAUGAAAAGACAGCGCAGGUCUUCUUCAAUAGCUGAUAAUCAUUGGUAUGGUGAAGGUUCUAGUACCAGUUAUGUCGGCCCAGCAGUUGCACGAAUGCAAUCAAGUAGGCAGCCUUCACCUGUAUCUUCUACGAGAAGAUCUCGUACCCAUCAAGCCGGCAGCAUCCUUGGGAAUGUCAUAGAAAUUGAUGAUUCAUCUUCGCCAAGAAUAAAUAGUCAUAGCAGAGAAGUGAAUGCAAACUGUGCGGCUGAAGAUGAUGCUGGUGCUAAAGCAAGACAAGUAGAAGCAGAUGAGUUGUUGGCUCGGCAGCUCCAGGAGCAGUUCUAUCGAGAAGUGGUGGGAGCUGGCAACAAUGAGAUUGAUGCCAACAUUGCAUGGACUUUGCAAGAAGAAGAGAUUUCUCGAAAUGCACCAGCUACAUCCAGUAUCAAUGGGGAUCUGCCGUUUCAUCCAAGGAUAUCAACUGCCACAGAUUUUAAUAGGCCCUUCCUAUUGAGAUCUUCCGAGAAUUCCUCAGUUUGGGCAACAACUCGUCCAGUCACAAGUUCUUCAAGGUUGGCACAGUUGAGGAGAAGCAUUCAUUACCGUUCUUCUACCCCACAUUCUGGAAGAAGACUUCGGUUUCCCUCCAAUAUGUCUUUGGAAACGAGAAUUCAGUUACUGGAAGCAUUGGAUGGUAUAGUUGGUUCGGAUGGAAGUUUUGCAGCUGAUAGGUUCUUGACAACUGAGCGAGACUUUAAUGAAAAUGAUUACGAAAUGUUACUCGCUCUUGAUAAUGACAAUGAUCGGCACACUGGUGCUUCUGCCGAACAGAUCAACCGUUUGCCACUUUCACAAGUUCAGGUGGACAAUUCUGGAGAAGCAUGUGCUGUUUGUCUAGAAACUCCAUCUGUUGGAGAGCAGAUUCGCCAUCUGCCAUGCCUGCAUAAAUUUCACAAAGAAUGCAUUGAUCCAUGGCUCAGACGGCGUGCAUCCUGUCCAAUUUGCAAGUCAUCUAUCAGUGGAUGUUAAUAGUAUCUUUUGGAUAUCUUUUUGGCUAUUCGGGCUUUUUGGUGCAUUGCUCUGAGAUUAAUUCGUAACUAGUUCUUUGUAAUAAGGAACAAAUUGAGCCAUCUGGAGUUUGGUAUCACUGGCAUGUAUUCGCAUGGAUACAUAAAAUUUAUUGAUGUAUAUUUGAAAGAAAAUACGAUAGAAGAACGCCAACUUUUUGGCAAUUGCAACAA